Mauremys reevesii (Reeves's turtle) is the source of this 2974-nucleotide messenger RNA. Its product is annotated as charged multivesicular body protein 3. NCBI's taxonomy places the organism in Eukaryota, Metazoa, Chordata, Testudines, Geoemydidae. Gene Ontology annotation, biological process: protein transport; endosome transport via multivesicular body sorting pathway; protein ubiquitination. The record is from RefSeq and is a predicted model, not a curated record. Gene Ontology annotation, cellular component: multivesicular body; ESCRT III complex; endoplasmic reticulum. The transcript has 2 exons. The coding region runs from base 985 to 2517 and encodes 510 amino acids. Gene Ontology annotation, molecular function: ubiquitin-protein transferase activity.
UUUCUUUAAGUUAGAUUUUAUUUAAAAAUAACAUUGUAUUUUAAGCUUUUUUUGUCUUGCUGAAUAAAUGCUCAUGAAUAAUUUUCAUCAGACAACAGUUGAAACUCCCACUAAGAGCACCAACAUCAUCAUCAGUUAAGAUUCUUUUGCUAUUGGCAUAAUAUCUUGUGGCCCUUUCCAAAAUUAAUGUUAACUUCUUUUUGUGGUGGCAGCAAUUAAUUUUUUUUAUAUGGUGAAUUUAAAAAUAAUUGCUCAAAACUAUGACUACAGAUAGAAAGGGACUAGAUUAUUUGGAAGGUGAGUCAGUCUUCCUGCUUUUAUUCCUUUGCAGAACUUGUUUGUCAGGUCUGGAAAAAGAGGCAAAUGGCUGUGUUUAUAGUUAUUGUUGGUUUUUAAGAUGCCCUGAAAAAUUUAUCAGACACCUGCUAACUAAACUGAUUAGUCACAGGCUGAUACAAAAGAUUUGUGGGGGAAGAGGUCACUGGUGAGUUCCAGGAACAACACCUGGCUGACCAGACCAGCCCCACAGUUGCUGGGAUUAGAAAAGAUUCUUGGAAAUCUGCCAGGGAGUUGUCUGUGGACCCUCUUGGGAGCUUAGUCUUUAUCAAACUUGGGCUAGUAGGUGUUUGUUUGAAGUCAAUCUCUCUUCCUUCCUUCAGCCAACUGGAAAGCAGAGAAGCUUUCUCUUGUAGAACUUCAGUCCAGAACCUCCUGGCAGAAUGCCUCUGAUCCUUUUCCCUUAACAAUGCUUCUUUUUAUGUCUUCCACCCCACUGAAUAGCUUCAGUACCUGCCUCUGCGGCUCAUGGCUUUCCCAAGAAGCCAAAGAGUGAAAUUACAUGAUUCUUCUCUCUUCAAAGCAGCAGUGAAACAGACCAGAAUCUUGCUAACUUCACUCUGCUACUCCUUGACAAAGCUAUGAAUAACAGCAGAAGCACCCCGGCGAUACUGCAGGAGAAGAGGCUGGGUGAGAUCCACACUAAUUAUGUCAGUCCCACAAACCAGUACCUCCAAGGGGAAAGUGAUGCUUAAAGAAUACAGUGGACGCAAAAUUGAAGCUGAGCACAUUUUCAAGUGGAUAACAGCCCAUGCAGCUUCUCGGAUCAAAACUGUCUACAACUCUGAACAUUUAAAAGAAGAAUGGAACAAAAGUGACCAGUAUCGGGUGAAAAUAUACCUGUUUGCUAACCUUGACCAGCCUCCAGCUUUCUUUUCUGCACUAAGUGUAAAAUUUACUGGAAGAGUUGAGUUUAUUUUUGUGAAUGUAGAAAACUGGGAUAACAAGAGUCAUAUGGCAGAGAUUGGUAUCUAUAAGACACCAUCCUACAUACUUAGAACUCCAGAGGGAAUUUACAGGUAUGGGAAUAACACUGGUGAAUUUAUAUCCCUACGGGCCAUGGAUUCCUUCUUGCGCUCAAUACAACCUGAAGUUAAUGACUUAUUUGUUUUAAGCUUAGUAUUGGUUAAUCUGAUGGCUUGGAUGGACCUAUUUAUCACACAAGGUGCUACUAUAAAGCGUUUUGUGGUUCUUAUAAGCACUUUAGGGACGUAUAAUUCUCUCUUAAUUAUUUCUUGGCUACCUGUGUUGGGCUUUUUGCAGUUACCUUACUUAGAUAGCUUUUAUGAGUAUAGUUUAAAACUCUUCAGGUAUUCUAAUACAACUACUCUGGCUUCGUGGGUGAGAGCUGACUGGAUGUUCUACUCCUCACACCCAGCCCUGUUCCUCAGCACUUACCUGGGUCAUGGCUUACUAGUAGAUUACUUUGAGAAAAAAAGACGACGGAACAACAAUGAUGAAAUAAAUGCCAAUAACUUGGAAUGGCUGUCAAGUCUGUGGGACUGGUACACCAGCUACUUGUUCCACCCAAUUGCUUCUUUUCAACACUUCCCCUAUGAAUCAGAUUGGGACGACGAGCCAGAUUUGUUCUUAGAGCGAUUAGCUUUCCCUGAUUUAUGGCUUCACCCUCUGAUACCAACUGAUUAUAUAAAAAGUUUGCCAAUGUGGCGGUUUAAAUGUCUUGGCAUCCAUUCUGAAGAGGAAAUGUUGGAAGCCUCUCAAGAAAGUGAAAGUGACUCAGACAGUGAAAGCAAAGAUGUCUUGAGUGGUGAAAAAGAAGUAUCUGAGGAUGAGCUAAGUACAGUUCACAGUCCCAGUGAAGGAGAGUCUCAGUGCAAUGCUGAGAUCUGUUCAUGUGCCAAUAAAAAUUGUCAUAACGAGCCGUAUGAAAGGAAAGCGAGGUCGUAUGGAUCAUAUAGCACUACAGAAGACCUGGAACCAGAUUGGUCAGCCUGGCCCUCCAAUAUGUUGCACUGUACGGAAUGUGUUGUGUGUCUAGAGAAUUUUGAAAAUGGAUGUCUGCUAAUGGGCUUACCGUGUGGUCAUGUGUUUCAUCAGAAUUGCAUCGUGAUGUGGUUAGCUGGGGGGCGACAUUGCUGCCCAGUUUGUAGAUGGGCUUCUUAUAAGAAAAAGCAGCCAUAUACACAUCAUCAGCCUUUGUCAAAUGAUACCCCAUCUUAGCUGUGUACUCAUGUCCUUUGUAAGCUUUCAGUAUAUUACAGCUUGCCUUUUAAAUGUUAGUCACUUAAAGAUUUUGUGGUUUGAAGUUUUAGUUUAAAUGUUAGUGCAGUGAACUAUAAUAUACAUGAUGGUAAUGUUAAUGACAGAAUCAUUUGGUUGCCUUGUAUGUUGAAACUGAAUGCAUAUUUACGAUACAAUUAAUUAUUUUUUCCUUUACAACACUUGGAAAUUUAAUGCAGUUUUUGUAAGCACAAAGAUCAAGCCUACAACAAAAGUGUAUUCCAGCAAAAGUUUACAAGUUAGGGUUUGGGUGAACAUUUGAAAUUCUAAUCUGAGAUAAUUGCAUAAUUUGAGUUUCUUCUUUUAGAGUCUGCUCAGCACACCUUUGUUGAAUAAUGUAUGUUAUAUGACAGUACCAUUUAAAAAUAAAUCCGUAAAAUAAAUUAUUUUAAAAGGA